GACACAGCCGCCGUCAGAUCCGCCACCACCCAAUCAGAGCCAGCACCACAAUCCGCGCUUCCGGUAGCCUCAGCCGCGACCCUAACGUCACCUGCACUCCUAUACCACCAAAACCACACGAAUACCUCGCAUUCCGGGCCCAACAGUCACCUCCGAUCCAGAACACGUCUCCUCCGCCGGGCAUCCGACCUCAGAGGUCCCAAUCGACUGUUCAAGAUGAUCUCGGAGCGUGAACUACAGAUCAAUCCGCUGGUGCCGGAUAGCAUCGUGCAUAACACCAAGACUCUUGCGAACCUACACAACCUCACAGCCUCUUUACUCGGCAUUGCCGCCGGAAUCCUCGGCCUCGAAUCGUACCCUGGCUUCCUCUUCUACGCCCUCCUCACCUUCAUCACCUCUGCGCUGGUGUACGUCUUCCGUGUGCGCCCGACUGCUGCUGCGGAACUUGACACGACAAGGUUUUUUGUCAGUGGGUGGACGCUGUGGACGGGAGGGUUGAUUGAUGGGUUGAGUGGGUUUGUGUUGACGUGGACGUUGGUUUAUGGGUUGGUACGGGCAUAGGUGGUCGGAUCAGGAAUCAUGAGGAUCGGAUGAGGAAUGUAUGGGCUCGAUGCCAUAAUGGAGGGACUUGGGUGUAGGAAAAAGGAGAUACCAUACGAGGGCUGGGAAUAAUGCCUCAAACCAUCGACAAACCGGAAGAACUACAAUAAGUGGGAGCAGGGAUUUCAAUGGCAAAGGCUCGCAGAGCCAGCUUGGUAGAAUUCUCCCAAGUGCCAAUCGGGACUCAUGACAAAUUCAAGAAAGUCUGAAGAACCCAAAACAUAAAUGUAAUAUUAAGCAAAACAGAACCAAAACAUUAUAUAUUCAUAGGAUGUCGUCACCACUAACAUGGGAAAUAUUACCAAUCUACA
Messenger RNA from Pseudogymnoascus verrucosus, 911 nucleotides. RefSeq lists its product as uncharacterized. The record is from RefSeq and is a predicted model, not a curated record. NCBI's taxonomy places the organism in Eukaryota, Fungi, Ascomycota, Leotiomycetes, Thelebolales, Thelebolaceae. Gene Ontology annotation, cellular component: membrane; EMC complex; endoplasmic reticulum. The transcript is spliced from 2 exons. Gene Ontology annotation, biological process: autophagosome assembly; protein folding in endoplasmic reticulum. The coding region runs from base 217 to 561 and encodes 114 amino acids.